Botrytis byssoidea is the source of this 1194-nucleotide messenger RNA. RefSeq lists its product as uncharacterized. Lineage: Eukaryota; Fungi; Ascomycota; Leotiomycetes; Helotiales; Sclerotiniaceae. The transcript is spliced from 3 exons. Bases 1 to 1194 code for a protein of 397 amino acids. The record is from RefSeq and is a predicted model, not a curated record.
AUGCCUUUCAUGUUAUCUCCAGGUGCGGUAAUCAUAGCUGCUGUGGCUGUAGGCGCGGCGAUAGCAGUCUAUGAAUCACCACAAGCCCGACAAUUCGCUGAAGAUGUUCGGCGUAGAAUCGCAGUCGCAUUACAUUCCCUCGGCGAUGAAAUCAAUCCGAAUAGUCGACAGCCCCGUUUCAACCGCCCUGAGGAUGCAGAGGGUUUUAUGCAGAGUGCUUCGGAAGUAGGCGUAGAUGCCGAUGAGGAUAGCAGGAGAAAACAGAGAGAGGAAUUGAUGUAUUGGAAUGCAGUACGCAUGGAAAGAAUGGAAAAGGAGCAAAGGAUGGAUGAGAAGAGACCAGCGGGAAACCCGAGCCGAAAGCCGAGUUUUGAGGAUUUCUUACAAGAGGAUCCCAAUGCUGAGAAGGGCACUUUCGUUUACAAUACUGGUACAGAUUUGAACGGUCAAGCUGAAGAGGGUCUCACCCAUCGACGCGGUGUACGAGGUUUGAAUCGAUCAACAAUCUACGCCAACCCAUUUGCAGAUGAGCACGGUAUUGACAGCGAGGAACAACAAGCCAUGGAUAGAAGUUUAAUGUCUCCCGGAGACGGUGAACAAUACGAAUCGGACUCUGAAGGAUUAUACAGUUGCCACGAAGGCCGAACUCGAUCCCGCUCUCGACAAAGUACUUCCACUCUCUCACCAGCAGAACCUAUUGCCCACGAAGACGCCGAAACCCUUGUUGAUCUUUCUGAACCAUUCAACCCAGAUCCACCAGUCUCUGUACCUACCCUUGAAAACUUGGAAACCGAGCCAACUUACACAGCAAGAGCACAAGACAAUGAAAAUCCAUUUGCAUCCAUUCACGCCUGGGCCGAUCAUACCGAUAACGCAACCGGUUUUUAUUCUCCUCUGCCUGUUACACCCCACGAACGCCCUUCAACUCCAACCGCCACCCAGAGCGCUCAAGUUACUCCCCCAUCGCCUACCAUCUCCGAUCCCGAUUAUUCCUCCCUCGAAUCCCUUGAUGGAGAUGGAAUGAUUACUCCCACAGAUUCCGUAUCAUUGGCUGGUUCAGGCGAAGAAGUCUGGCACCCAAGAAGCGGCGCUACCAGUGACGCCGAUGUCAUGAGUGUAGAUGACGGUAUCGUCACACCCGAUAGCUGGUCGGAAAUCGGAAGCUUAGCAAGCGAAGAUGAAGUACACCAUUAA